UCCUGGCUGGAGCAGAGAAUUCGUACAAUGAUACAAAAGUCAGAGACCUGUAUUAAUUUGCAUCGCCUUGAGCAAUCUUUCUUCGAGCACUAAUGAACAGACCGCUCCUUCAAGCUUUUUCUUUUGGCAUUUUACUCGAAGUCAGAGGGCAUAGUCACCCACGGAGAGAUGGCUGAGCGUCUGCACGAGGAGAUGUGGAGGCAGAGGAGGCAUAGACUGGAAGCACUUUUAAUCAGGGCGGACCUGAUCCAGCAACAGCACGAUCCUCCACAACCCGACAAUAUUUUGGAUUCCCAGCUAUUCUCGGCCGCAAAGGAAGGGGCCGUGGACAAGUUCAUCAAAGCGCUGGAGGAUCAUUGUGUCAAGGAAAGAGUGUCCUUGCCUGUCCUUCUCGGGCGACGCAGUCCCUUAGGAAAUACACUGCUUCACGGUGCGGCAGAGAGUGAUGAUAAUGUCAGAGCGCUCAUCGAAUUCGUCCCUGAGCACUCGAUCUACUGUGAGAACUCCAGAGGAGAGACGCCACUUCACAUUGCAGCUAGAGCCGGGAAAGCUGUUGCGGUGGAGCUUCUCCUUCGCCAAGGGGUGCCGAUAAAACUUGACUGCUGUGGCAACUCUGCUCUGCAUGAGGCCGUGAGAAAUCGCCAUCGCAAGGUGAUCGGUCAUCUGGUGAGUAAAGACCCCAGCCAGCUGUAUUGUCAAAAUAACGAAAGCAAGUCUCCAUUCCGGCUCGGUUCGGGUUAUAUCGACUCGGCGGCAGUAUCUCGUGACCCCGUACCCGGUUAG
This is a messenger RNA of Eucalyptus grandis, 783 nucleotides long. Its product is annotated as serine/threonine-protein phosphatase 6 regulatory ankyrin repeat subunit B-like. Gene Ontology annotation, molecular function: protein binding. Lineage: Eukaryota; Viridiplantae; Streptophyta; Magnoliopsida; Myrtales; Myrtaceae. Bases 169 to 783 code for a protein of 204 amino acids. The record is from RefSeq and is a predicted model, not a curated record. The transcript has 4 exons.